CUGUGAUUUUAAUCUGCAGUAAUUUAUGACAAAUACUCCCAUGGCACGCUCAGAUUAUUCGAUACGGAAGCUCUGCAGCCAGUAAAGACCAGCAGGCCAUGCUUUGCUGGUUAUCUUGUCUGUAUCAGUUCAACGAACCCGGGCUAUAAAUAGAUCCAGUGAGUGUUUCUGGACAGACUACUGUGGUGGUUAGUGAGCAUGUGUGUUUCUUUAAGAAUUCAGCUGCAAUUUGAGCCCUAUAGGAACGAGGGAGAAAUAUAGAGAGAGACGGGGAGAGGGAGCUGGUUAGAGAAGUCGCUCACCAACACCGCCCCCUCCAUCAUUUCUGUAAUCGAGCGUCGAGCUGCACGAUCUGCACCUCUGCAUUAUGCGCGUUUGGUGUCGGUGGGAAUUCUCGGUAAACACAGCACAGGCACAGAGCUCCAGCCCCUUCGCAUCCCCCACAAAUAGCUAGUGUGUGCGCGGAGCAGGAGGCGGUCUGUCCUGUUUAUCAAGAAAAUGAUUCGACACGGCUGUGCCGUUUGCUCAGCGCUUAUGGAGGCGAGUCCAGAAACCAUAACGAGCUGAGAGAGGGGGAGACGCCAGAUAUCUUAAUGAACGUCAUAAGGUAGGUCCGUUUGGGAUGAUUUUGUCUGCUGUCAAAUACGAGGCUACAAUACGAUGACACGGCUAGGCCACUGCCAUUUCUUUUCCAUACGCUACAGCAGCUGGCCAGGCAAGCAGGCAUGCAGUCAGUGCGGCGUAAACUGGCCUUUAAGGUUGGGUGGCCAUGGACCCUUUCAACCAGCUUAUUCUCGUCAUCUCGGUGACCAGCUUCUUCACCUUCCAGUGGCUCUUCCACAGAGUCAGCCCCUGGUUGUCUGUACGCAUCAGUCCUGGCUUCCUUGGCCUCAGCGACAAGCAGAAGGUGGAAUGGAACUCGAGGACAGUAUCAACGUUUCACGCCUUGUUGGUGGGAAUAUUCUGUCUUUACAUUCUGUUUUUUGAUGAUGCUGUCAAUGAAGAUCCAGUUUGGGGAGAUCCUACACUGGUCAAGACAAACGUUGCAAUUACAACAGGCUACCUCAUAUCGGAUUUGCUGCUGAUAUUUUAUUAUUGGAAGGCAAUAGGCGACAAGUUUUUUGUAGUUCAUCAUCUGGCAGCGUUGUAUGCUUACUACUAUGUACUGGGCCAAGGAAUGUUGCCUUAUUUUGCUAACUUCCGCCUGCUAGCUGAGUUUUCUACACCGUGUGUAAACCAGCGCUGGUUCUUUGAGGUGUUGGGUUAUCCCAAGUCCUCCCGGCCCAACAUGGCAAAUGGCGUUGCCAUGGCAGUGGUGUUUUUCCUCGUCCGCAUCGGUGUCAUGCCAGUCUACUACAGUCGCAUGUAUGCGGUCUAUGGCACUGAGGCCUUCUACCUGGUGCCAUGGGGUGGUCGUGUAGCCUGGAUCUGCUCCAGCAUCUGCUUGGACAUUAUGAACAUAAUGUGGAUGCAUAAGAUCGCCCGUGGAUGUUACAAGGUCCUACGAUCAGCACACCGGAGCAAAGCUGGCACACCUCAGGAAAACGGCAAGACGGAUUAAGAGAACCAGGUGUCACUGGUGAGAACAUGCCACAGCAGAAACACUGACAACACUAUGUGCAGUGGCUCGUAGCAAGUUGGACCCUGGCAUGCAAGGCUGCUUCAUUAGCAGCCUACCUGGGACUUGAGAUUACAAGACCACAUGCAGGGAGGGAACUUGAAAGCAGGCACAGUGACCGAGAUGUACCAAUGGACCAUUUAAAAUGGCCAUCCCAAAGCCAUGAAAUGACCUCUUAGCAAUACUGUGUGCAUGGCCAAUUAUUUUUCUUGUGAAGGAUUUACCAGAAGAGGUCAUCCCGGGACAAAGCGGCUGUUAGCCCAACGACAAAUUGUCAAAAAGUUUACCAUUCUUUACGAACUUCGUGAUCAACAAAAGACUUUUGUAUUAAUGCUGCUGUCUGAGUCGCAGAAUGAAAACGAUGAAAUGGAUGGUGUUGGUGAGGUAAAUAUGUGAGGAAACCUCCAAAGCAUUUUGUGAAUCCACAUUGAUGGUCAGUGUCAUAAAAUCCUUGUUAGAUGCCAUUUGAGGGAUAUGUGAUUAAGAAAUAAUCAAAUUCCAUCAAGUGCAGUCUCAGAAGAAUUUGUGAUUUUAUUUUUUUUAAUU
Haplochromis burtoni (Burton's mouthbrooder) is the source of this 2164-nucleotide messenger RNA. Its product is annotated as TLC domain-containing protein 4-B-like. Lineage: Eukaryota; Metazoa; Chordata; Actinopteri; Cichliformes; Cichlidae. Gene Ontology annotation, biological process: lipid homeostasis. The transcript has 7 exons. Gene Ontology annotation, cellular component: membrane; endoplasmic reticulum. Bases 770 to 1561 code for a protein of 263 amino acids. The record is from RefSeq and is a predicted model, not a curated record.